GCAGUAUUCGAUGGCCCUUAUAUGCGGCUCUAUUUGUGCGCACAGUUUUCUGCCUUAUCCGCUAAUGUUUUUGUUGAGCGACAAUAUGUGCGAUAUAAAAAUUAUUCCAUAUGUGAUCAAAAUUGUUUAGAAUGCAUAGUGUCGUCGUGGUGUCGCUGUGAAUAUUAUUUUCGUUUAUUUACAUUCAAUUUCUAUAUUAGGUUUCUAAAAUAUCUACGUUAGGGGUGGUUCCGUGAUGCCAGUUCGUAAGCAAGAGGCGCAUCGAGCUCUAGAAUUACUUGAAGAUUAUCAUAGCAAGCUAAUAAAGCCACAAGACCGGCAGUUGAGGCUUGCUAUCGAAAGAGUCAUCAGAAUUUUUAAAUCAAGAUUAUUUCAAGCAUUACUCGAUAUCCAAGAGUUCUAUGAGCUCACUCUCCUCGAUGAUACGAAGUCAGUACAACAGAAAACUGCAGAAACAAUCCGUAUCGCUAACAAGUGGGAAUUGGACAGCAACAGACGAGAGAUAUCAACGGAUGAAAUUGAAUAUAGAUCGGUAUCAAAUGCAUUUCUACACGACAACAAUAAGAAGUCUGAAUCACGUAAUGAGACACCAGACUCGGGUAAGGUGCGUUCUGUCGUAUCACCAAGUGAUGAAGUUGAAGAAAAGAAAGCUCACGUCGCAUCAUCUGAAAUGAAGCAGAAUGAAAUAAAGUUACAGGUUAAUGGCAUAGAAGGUGGAGCAAAUGAAAGAACACAGGGUGAGGAUGGCUACAUUUACCUCUCGGUGGCACUGUCUCGAGCUGGUGGUGCUGGCUUGGGCUUCAGCAUUGCAGGAGGGUCUGACAAUCCCCAUGUGGCAGAUGACCCUCAUAUCUAUGUCACAAAGCUCAUACCUGGUGGUGCUGCUGCAGCCAGUCAGUUACUGAUUAAUGAUGCUAUUUUACAGGUGAAUGAUGUGAAUGUAGAAAAUGUGACACAUGCUGAAGCGGUUGAUGCACUGAAAAAGGCUGGUAGUACUGUGAGAUUGAAAGUGCGACGUCGAGCUAUAGAAGAUACCCUAAACGUGUCACAAGUGUCAAACAAAGAGGAAUCUGUGGAAAUAGAACUUAUAAAAGGUGGCUCUGGCUUGGGCUUCAGUAUAGCAGGCGGACUCGGUAACCAACACAUACCCGGUGACAACGGCAUUUACGUUACCAAAAUCAUGGCCGGCGGCGCUGCGCAUCAAGAUGGACGUUUAAGAGUUGGUGAUAAAUUGCUUAUGGUCAAAAACACUUCUAACGGAGAUGUCAAUUUGGAUAACGUGACACACGAGGAUGCCGUGGCCGCUCUAAAGGCAACAGGAGAACGCGUGUUGCUAGUUUUGGUACCAGGGCCGAGACACGGACAACCCUCGCCGCGCACUUCUCGAGCUAACACACCGUCGAGCGCAGCAAAUUCUCUCCGACGCGAAGACGCAACGGACGGCGGCGAGGAGGUACGCGUGGUGGAGCUGGAGAAAGGUCCCUCGGGCCUGGGGUUCAACAUCGUCGGUGGCGAAGACGGGCACGGCAUCUACGUUUCUUUCCUGUUGGCCGGCGGACCUGCGGAGAGGUCCGGCGCUCUACGGAGAGGAGACCGUCUGCUCGCAGUCAACGAUCUUGACAUAUCGCACGCCACACACGAACAGGCCGCCAAAGCCCUGAAGAGCACGGGUCAAAUUGUUAAAUUGACUGUUGUGUAUCGUCCACAAGAAUACAAUAAGUUUGAAGCACGAAUCAAUGAAUUGAAACAACAUCAUACGCUAUUACGGACAUCUCAAAAACGAUCCUUGUAUGUAAGAGCAUUAUUUGACUACGACCCCAUUCGAGACGAUGGUCUACCUUCGAGAGGAUUGCCGUUUCGAUAUGGCGAUAUAUUGCAUGUUACAAAUGCGUCCGAUGACGAAUGGUGGCAAGCCAGAAGGCUGGGUCAGGAUAAAGUGGACACCGAUGCUAUCGGUAUAAUUCCUUCGAAACGUCGAUGGGAAAGAAAACAGCGGGCACGCGAUCGACAAGUUAAAUUCCAGGGACAGGGUACACCGGUCAGUACGAGCCAAUCCACUCUGGAAAGGAAAAAGAAAACUUUAUCUUUCAGUAGAAAAUUCCCAUUCAUGAAGAGUCGAGAAGACGGCAAAUCUGAAGAUGGUUCCGAUCAAGAACCUUUCAUGCUUUGUUACACGCAGGAGGACGCUAACGCUGACGGAGAAAUCUUGUAUCGAGUGGAACUUCCCAUGAUGGAGGAGAUAACGCUCAUAUAUCUCGAGGACGAGAGUCAAGACGAGACGGUGUUGUCUUACGAAACAGUUCAGCAAUUGACGAUCGCGUACACUCGGCCCGUGAUAAUAUUGGGCCCAUUGAAAGAUAGAAUAAACGACGACCUCAUUUCCGAGUUCCCUGACAAGUUUGGAAGCUGCGUGCCUCAUACGACACGGCCAAGACGCGACUACGAGGUGGACGGGCGGGACUACCACUUCGUGGCCAGCCGCGAGCAGAUGGAGCGCGACAUACAGAAUCACCUGUUCAUCGAGGCCGGCCAGUACAACGACAAUCUGUACGGAACGUCCGUGGCAUCCGUGCGAGAAGUCGCCGAGAAGGGCAAGCAUUGCAUUUUGGACGUCAGCGGUAACGCAAUCAAGAGAUUGCAAGUAGCACAACUAUUCCCUAUUGCCAUAUUUAUCAAACCAAAGAGUGUAGAGUCUAUAAUGGAAAUGAACAAGAGAAUGACAGAAGAACAAGCGAAGAAAACUUAUGAACGUGCCCUUAAAAUGGAGCAAGAAUUCGCUGAAUAUUUUACUGCCGUGGUGACGGGCGACACGCCGGAAGAGAUAUACUCGAAGGUGAAGGCGGUGAUCGCGGCGGAGAGCGGCCCGUCCGUGUGGGUGCCGCGCCGCGAGCCCCUGUGAGCCCCCGUGAGCCCCGACCGACCGCCCGGUACACUUUACUACUUAUCAUAGUGCCUCGAGUAUCACUCGCCAUUGUUAGCACGCAAUGUGCGACUCCCUUGUUGUUUGUGCGUCCCUAGUGGUGUUGCCGGCGCUCUGCGAGUCGCAGUCGUCGGCCGCGUUUUAUAAUUAAUGACAACAGCUAGUUCACAUUAGUCGUUAGAAACAAGCGCCAUGGAAACGCGCAUAUUAAGAACCGAAAGGUCCGAAUUACGUAAUAGUACGCGCGUAGACGCACGCACCUCGGUAAGCGCGUUUUAUUGCUUUUAGCUACAGCUCGUACACAUUAGGCGUCUCGGAACACGAGUUUUAUGAGCACGGUUUAAUUUACACACGCGAAGUGCUUUUCCGAACUUUGAAAAUGAACUGAUCUGAUUUAUUGUUUAUCGAAAUAAAAAACAAACGCUACAAGCCGUUUAAUGUCAGGCGAUUCCUCCUUAGUAAGGAUUUUUUUUGUAAUAUUGAUUGAAGCACCAAAAUUCUCUUGUCUCUGUUUCUAUCGUCUUUAAUAGUAACAGCAGAGAAGCCUCUCGAAAGAAAUCAGUCAACUUCCAGAUUGAGCCAAUGCUCUUAGUGCAAGUGUGUCAAAUACUAAUGAUACAAACGCCUAAUGUGUACAAUCUUUAGGUUCACGUGAGAGACAAAUGCGUCAAUACGAUGCUAUGCGACGCGACACAGAGCCGUUUAUAUUUUAUGGACCGAGAUACGUUCACAAAGUGGUUUUGAAUGAUUCAUCAAAAUUGAUACAGUAUGAAAAAGGUGAGAUAAAAGUAAUAUAAUAACAGCCUGUUGAAACGUUCAAACCAAAAUUGCAAACGUUUAUGGUCUUAUUAAUGACUAGCGACCCGCCCUCGCUUCGCUUCGGAAACAUUAAAACACACAUGAAACCAAAAAAAAAAAAAAAAAUUUAAAAAAGUAGCCUAUGUUCAUCAGGGACAAUGUCGGCAUCUAAUGGAAAAAGAAUUUUUCAAAUCGCUCCAGUAGUUUCGGAGCCUAUUCGAAACAAACAAACAAACAAAUCUUACCUCUUUAUAAUAUUAGUAUAGACGAGUUACCGAAGCUUUAUAAGUAUAAAUAAUAGAAUUGACAAAGUGUUAUUCGUACGGUCUGAUUCAAUUUUAACAGUUUUCUUUAAACUGGCUUGUAAAGGUACGCUAAGUCAUGAGUAAGAUGAUUAUUAUUUAGUUCAUAUAGAUAUUUUAGUACAAAGAUUAAAAACACUACUGCUUAAUUUCGCGUUUAUUUCCGUUAUUUCGAUAACUUCACUUACAGUGUUCUGAUAGACAACUAACUAUUAGUCAUAUAAUAAAAAGACUAAAUUAAACCACAAGUAAUUCCAAUAAUGUAUAAAACACAUUAUAAUUUAAAUAUAUUAUGUGUGUCAACGUUUACAAUUUUUUAUACUGUAUAAGGUGCGGUCGAAUCAUUUUUUUUUCUAGAAACCACGCAUUAUAUAAAACAAAAAUGCAGUGACAUCGCGUCUCGCUCAUAGUAGGUAUAGGCGCUUUGUGUCGCAUCGCGAACUGUCGUUCGCCUGGGAUGGUAUGUGAGCUAAGAUGCCCAUUCUACAUCCCGGUCGUAUGAUUCAAAGGUGUUUUUGUAGAUUUUCAACACAUUUCCCGAUCUCACGGCUUCGUAGAAACUUCCCCACUUUUUCUAAUUAAUUGUUUCCGAUAAACGUGUAAAUUAUCACUUGUGCAUAAAAUUGUUGACCAAUCAUUCGUUAUCGACUAGCAGUUUUAGGAAACGAUCGUGCUUUAUUUGAUCGAGCGUAAUAUAUAUUUUAUUGACUAUGGCUAUUAUUCGAAUUCAAUGUUUGUAUCGAGUUUUAGAUUAUUGUAUAAUUUAUUUUAUUUGACAAAGUCUUAUAUAAAUGUGCUUCAAUUAACAAUGUAAAUUGUAUAUUAAUUAUAAAACGUAUACUAAAUGUUAUUUUACUCAGGUUGCUAGAUACAUUGAAUUUUCAUCAUGUUAAAAGUGAAUUAUUUAUAGUAAUCAUGAACAGAGUUGCCCACAUGAAAAAUAUCACGUGCACAAAUAAUUGUUGCAUCGCUAUGUUGUAUCUUACUAAAUAGUGUACUGUUACGCUGAGUAGUCGAUCCCACCUCACGCAUGGCUAGGCUAAGACAUCAGGAUUAUUUGCUCAAAGCGGCAAUCUGUAUCGUAACUAUUGAAUCUCAUGACAUAUUAUAUUUCUGCACUAUUAUGACCCCCUUGACCCCUUAGGCGAGGUGCAAAGUUGUUUGUUGAUCAUUUUUAUAGUAAGAGAUUGUGUUAAAAACGGUGUGUAACAUCUCACCUUUUUAAGUAGUAUUCGUCAUUUAUUUAUUGAGAAUUUUAUUUUCUUACGGAAUAUUAAAUAGUCAUCUGCAAAUAUGGGCAUUGACGCGAGCAAAUGAUACUAAGCUGCAAUAAUGUAUUUAAAAUAAAUUUAUGAUUUAAUUAUGACAUGUACUUCAUUUUAAUUUAUAUACGCAGUCUCAAAUUCUUAUAAAACGGUACUUAAAUAGUUUUUAAUUAUGAAUAUCGAAUGACAACAAAUUCUGUUUUGUUAAAUUUUACUGCCAAGGAAUUAUGACAUAUAUUAAAAAUUUUAAUAAUCAACUAACAACAAUUGUUUGUUCUAAUUCCUAAAAUAACUUGUAAAUAUAUUUUAUUUUAAUUUUAAGGUAACUAAUGUAUUAAUUAAUAAUAAUUUAUCUUUAUUACAUAGUAGAGAAUAUAUUAUGAGUAUUUAUUUUGUCACUUAAGAUAAUUUUAUUGAUGUGAAUGUGUAAAUUGAUUAAUUUUACUGUAAUUAACUUCUUACUUUUAUUGGUUUUGACUAAUAUCCAACAAAACUAUCCAUAUUUGCAGAUGUACAAUGUUCAUGAGUUAGUGAUGUUCAAUAGAAUAGUUUGAAUAAAAUUAUUUACGUUGAAAAUUC
This is a messenger RNA of Bombyx mori (domestic silkworm), 5864 nucleotides long. RefSeq names its product disks large 1 tumor suppressor protein (gene dlg1). The record is from RefSeq and is a predicted model, not a curated record. Gene Ontology annotation, biological process: receptor localization to synapse; chemical synaptic transmission; establishment or maintenance of epithelial cell apical/basal polarity. Bases 236 to 2899 code for a protein of 887 amino acids. NCBI's taxonomy places the organism in Eukaryota, Metazoa, Arthropoda, Insecta, Lepidoptera, Bombycidae. Gene Ontology annotation, molecular function: kinase binding. Gene Ontology annotation, cellular component: basolateral plasma membrane; neuron projection; neuromuscular junction. The transcript is spliced from 22 exons.